Molecule: messenger RNA, 924 nt
Organism: Erinaceus europaeus (western European hedgehog)
Lineage: Eukaryota; Metazoa; Chordata; Mammalia; Eulipotyphla; Erinaceidae
Product: speedy protein E4-like
Exons: 5
Coding region: 1-528 (175 amino acids)
Biological process (GO): positive regulation of cyclin-dependent protein serine/threonine kinase activity
Molecular function (GO): protein kinase binding
Source: RefSeq, a predicted model, not a curated record
AUGCAUGGCCAGAAGAGGGACAGGACACUAACUGAGCCAGAAGCUGAGGACAGCUGGGCCAUAGUGGAAGCAAGUGCUCUCACAGGGCAGGUGAAGAGACCCUGGGAGUUGGCUGUGGAGCCAGAGCACCAUGAAGUCUUCAACAGGCUGCUUGAUGAUAUUGUGAUUCAGAGAUUCCUAGCUUGGGAUAAACAACUCAGAGUGUCUGACAAGUAUCUCCUGUCCAUGGUAAUUGCUUAUUUUAGCCGAGCUGGCCUCUUCUCCUGGCAGUACCAACGGAUUCACUUCUUCCUGGCUCUUUACCUGGCCAGUGACAUGGAGGAGGACAACCAGGCCCCUAAACAAGCCAUCUUUUCCUUUCUCUAUGGCAAGAGUCACAUCCAACGCCCUUUGUUCCACAAGCUCCGAUUCCAGUUCAUUCGUUCCAUGCACUGGAAAACCUGGGUUUCUCGGGCUGAGUGUGAGGAGAUCCAGGCUUAUGAUCCAGAGCACUGGGCCUGGGGGAGAGAUCGCACCAUUAUCUCAUAAACUUCCCGAAGACCAGAGAGGCCUGAAGUUAUUGACCUAAGGAAAGUCUACAGUUGCCCUCUAAUAUGAAAGGAACUAUUACAAGAAAUGGACUGACUUUAGAAAUGAUCAUCCUCUAGAAGAGGAGAUGGAGAGAAUUAGUAGUGAGGGAAUUUACUUUUAAGUGUCUUUGUAAUACUGAUAGAAACACUUUACAUCAUACUCUAUCAGUGAUAUUUUAUAAAUAUGCUGUAAUCCAAAAGUGAUUUAUAACAGCCUCUAAUGAGUGCCAACUUAAAAAAAAUAUACUAAAGAGAAAAUUCACAAUAAUACACAUUGAGUGAUAGGUCUGAAAAAAUGACUCAGAAUUAUGACACUUUGAAUAGAGCAAGUUGAUAAUAAACUGCUAGAGUCUGA